Orycteropus afer afer is the source of this 1641-nucleotide messenger RNA. Lineage: Eukaryota; Metazoa; Chordata; Mammalia; Tubulidentata; Orycteropodidae. The record is from RefSeq and is a predicted model, not a curated record.
AUGGCCCUUGACAAGGUGAAAGACCAGAUGAAUGUAGUUAUGCAUUCCGUUCUCAAGAGUUAUGUUUGCCUUUUAAAACAGUUAAAAGAACAAGCAUUCAUCCAGAUAAUAUUUUUUACUCUAUGUUAUUCGCAGCGAUGCUCCCAGGAGGAGUCAGUGACCUUCAAAGAUGUAGCUGUGGUCUUUAGCCAAAAAGAGUGGUCCCUGCUGGACACACCUCAGAGAAACCUGUUCAGAGAUGUGAUGAUUGAGAACAUCGAUUCCCUGGUCUUUGUGGGGAAUCAUCUUUGUAAAUCAGAUGUGAUUUCCCAACUGGAGCAAGGAGAAGAACUGUGGAAAGGAGUAAGAUUUCUCCAAGGUGAGAGUCCAGUUAUUUCAAUCAGAGAAAGUGGAUUUAGAAAUCAAGAAAUGAUAUCCUGCAAAAAGGACACGUCCACUCUGUGGAUGCAGAAAGCUCUCAGUGAAGAGAACCCCUUGGAAUGUAAUGAUGUGGAAGAUUUUACUGACAGUGUCACAUCGACUCAACCUGAAUUAACUCACACGGGAAAGAAACAAGAUGUCAGCAAAGAAUUUGGAAAAUCCGGUAAGAACCAGUCAUUCUUUAAUCCACAUAAGCAAAUUCACACUAGAAGUAAACCAUAUGAAUGUCAUCUGUGUGGGAAAGCCUUUAUACAAAGCUCUGACCUAAUACAGCAUAUUAGAACUCACACAGGAGAGAAACCAUAUGAUUGCCACAUGUGUGGGAAAACCUUCAGUACAAGAUCUAACCUUAAAAAACAUGAAAGAAUCCACACUGGAGAGAAACCAUAUGCUUGUCAACUGUGUGGAAAAGCCUUUAGUCAGUGUUACGAACUUAGAAGUCAUGAGAAUCACACUGGAAAAAAACCAUAUGAAUGCAAUGUAUGUGGGAAAGCCUUUAUUCAGAGGUCUUGCCUUACACAACACAAUAGAACUCACACUGGAUAGAAACCAUAUGAUUGUUAUAUAUGUGGAAAAACCUUCAGUACAAGAUCUAAUCUUAGAAAACAUGAGAGAAUUCACACUGGGGAGAAGCCAUAUGUUUGUCAACUAUGUGGGAAAGCCUUUAGUCAGAGUUACGAACUUAGAAGUCAUGAGAAAACACACACUGGGUAGAAAGCAUAUGAAUGCCAUAUAUGUGGCAAAGUCUUUAUUCAAAAGUCUUGCCUUACACAACACAAUAGAACUCACACUAGAGAGAAACAAUAUGGAUGUCAGCUCUGUGGGAAAGCCUUGAUUCAGUGUUCUGAACUUAGAGAUCAUGAGAAAACUCACAUUGGAGAGAAACCAUUUCCGUGUAAUGUAUGUGGUAAAACCUUCAGUAGAAGUUCUAACCUGAGACUUCGUGAGAGAAUUCACACUGGAGAAAAACCAUACGAAUGCCAUGCAUGUGGUAAAGCUUUUACGAGGAGUUCUAACAUGAAACUGCAUGAGAGAAACCACGUUGGAGAGAAUCCAUAUGUAUGCCAUGUGUAUGGGAAAGCCUUCAUUUAUUGUUUUGUCUUGAGACAACAUGUAAUAAUUGUGAAAGAGAUUUCUGUCUUGGUUGCAACAUUUAAGCACCCAGAGGAGUCUCACACAUUGAAGGAACAGAAUCACACAUUGAAGAACACUAUUGUGUAA